CACAUGCGCAGUUAACAGCAGUCGGACAGCUGUAGGAAAGGAAUGAUGGCGUCUUCCGCAGCUCGUUGUUCAGCACGCUGGUUAUCGGUGGCCGUCUCCACAGGGCACCGGCGGGCCUGCUCCACGCUCGUUUCGGCCCACACCGGUGGAGCCCGUCCUGUCACAAAAUGGGCACCCCAGGCGAUUGGACCUCGGGGCGGCGUGUUGAGCAGUGGAUCCGGGAAUCCCUUGACAUUGAGAGGGCUGUCAGGUGUGAAGCCCCCCCACGUCAUCUGCAGGCUGGCCUUCCACACCAGCGCCCCCACGUCCAGCAAGCAGGACUUCUACCAGGUGCUGGGCGUGCCUCGCACUGCCACUCAGAAGGAGAUCAAGAAAGCUUAUUACCAGAUGGCCAAGAAGUACCACCCCGACACAAACAAAGACGAUCCCCAGGCUAAAGAGAAGUUCGCCCAGCUGGCGGAAGCUUAUGAGGUGCUGAGCGACGAGGUGAAGAGGAAGCAGUACGACACGUACGGCUCGGCCGGGUUCGACCCGAGCCAGGCCGGCGCCGGCCAGCAGCAGUACUGGAGAGGAGGGGCCAGCGUGGACCCGGAGGAGCUCUUCCGCAAGAUCUUCGGGGAGUUCUCCGGGGCGCAGGGGUUCGGGGACUUCAACGCCAUGUUCAAUCAGCCCCAGGAGUACGUGAUGGAGCUGACGUUCAUGCAAGCGGCGAAGGGCGUGAACAAAGAGAUAACGGUCAACAUGGAGGACACCUGUCAGCGCUGCGACGGCAAGGGCAGCGAGCCGGGGACGAAAGUGCAGCACUGCCACUACUGUAACGGGACCGGCAUGGAAACCAUAAACACGGGGCCCUUUGUGAUGCGUUCCACCUGCCGCCGCUGCGGUGGGCGGGGCUCCGUCAUGACCACGCCCUGCGUGUCGUGCCGCGGGACGGGGCAGACCAAGCAGAGGAGGACGGUCAUGGUUCCCGUGCCCGCAGGUGUGGAGGAUGGCCAGACGGUCCGGAUGCCCGUGGGGAAGAAGGAGAUCUUCAUCACGUUUCGAGUCCAGAGGAGCCCGGUGUUCAGGCGGGACGGGGCGGACAUCCAUUCAGACGCUCUGAUCUCAGUGGCCCAGGCCAUCCUGGGGGGUUCAGCGCGCGCCCAGGGGCUCUACGAGACCAUCAACAUCUCGAUCCCUGCUGGGAUCCAGUCUGACCACCGGAUCCGUCUGUCAGGGAAGGGGAUCCCCCGGAUGAACAGCUACAGUUACGGAGACCACUACAUCCACAUCAAGAUCCGCAUCCCCAAGACGCUGACGGACAGGCAGAGGGCUCUCAUCCUGAGCUACGCUGAGGACGAGGUGGACGUGGAAGGCACGGUCAACGGUGUGACUGCCACCGCUGCGGGUGGGGGCAGCAGAGGUCGGCAGGGAGAGGCAGAGGCAGAGCCAGAGGAGAACAAGCAGGAGGCUGGCUUCCUCUCCAAAUUAAAGAAAAUGUUUAGCUGACAGCCACAACCCAGGUAAAAGGUCUGCAGGAAACUAAGGACAGACAGUCAGACAGUGGGGAGGGGGGGUUGGAGAGGACGGCUGGGGUGUCGUCGAGGAUCAGCCGGAACCACAGGUUGGCUCGUGUGAGGAUCCGAAUCCGAACCCGAACCCGUCCCGGAAGCCGACGUCACCUUGUACGCGCCCCGCCGAAGGAACUCAUCCUACACCACGAAACGCAUCACAAAGGAACACCGAACCGCCAAGUCGCCCUGGUUACUAACGCCCCCCCCCCCCACCACCACCACCCUAUUGUGAGGGAGCUGGCAUCGUGUCUUUGCUGGUUCUCACCCCCUGUACAACAGCAGCCUAACGCUAUGCUAACUGGACUACUCACUUAUCAUGUACAUGUUUGGAAAUCUACCAGCACAGGAAAGGGUACGUUUAUUUGAAAUGGUGUCAUUUGAAGGAAAAGAAAACAUGUAUUCUGUCUGGACAUAUGUUUGGCAUUUUCUGUGAGAAAUGUUUGAAUGUGUGGGGAAUUGUGAUUGUUCGUUUUCAUCUUAGCUCCAGCUGUUUGGAGUGCAUCUUCAGUUCAGUAGAAACCAUUUUACAGCUGGGAGUCUUCCGCCCCCCAAGUUGCCUCGAAGGUUAAUGUUUAAAGGGAUAGUUCACUCACUUUCUGUGUGUCGCUGAUAUCAGAGUACUAGCUGCUAUGGAGUUAUUGGAAGUGACGUUUUCUUGUUUUAAACCACAAACUUGAAAAUGCUCUACACAUGCCCCUGCAAAGCCGGCCGGUUGCCAGAAACGUCCUUCACCGCUCACAGUCUGGGCCAAUCGGAAACUCUCAAAGUGAACUGUCCCUUUAAAUGGUGGGGUCCAUUGUGUUAAAAGGCACUGUGAGAAAAAUGGAACCCACAGUAAGUCUUUGGUUGGCCGCGCUUAGUGUUUCCAAGAAUCCGCCCCAUAUGGGCCGGCUGACUCUGGAUUAGCAACUGUUGUUCCCUUCGCUCUUAGACAGAUGACCGGGUGACCGUCCUAAUCCCAGCCAUUCGGUGUCAAAUAUUCACUCAGUUCCUCGGGGUAAUAAAGUGGUUUGUUCAGCCGUAUGGUUACCCACUUUUCCCAUGUGAUUCCUCAUCAAAUGCCGCCCCCCCCCCUUCAAGAAACCUAAACAUAUUACUAGCUCCAGGUAUAUGAACGUAUUACCAACUCGUUAAAAUACUUAAAAUAAAAACCAGUGUCCAGGACGACAGAUUUCAAGGGUUUUAUUUUUAUGUUUGCCUAACCUUAGUUUGUCUACAGUAUAAUUUUUUUUUAGAAGUACAGAACAGUACCGUGAAGGUUCCGGCUGGUAGCCAAGCAGGUUAAAUCUGUUUUAAUCGUCUAGGCGUUUAGGCUUUUCAGCUGCGUCCGCUUCCCUGGCAUCACCAAGCUCAUGUGACCACGUGCGUGUGUCAGCUGAUGCGCUGCAUUUGCCAUGGUGACGGUGACAAGACAUCCAGAUGUUGAACAAUGGGAAAAUGGUAAACACAGCGUUGCAGCCAAAACAGAGCACCAAAUGCGUGACUGCUGUGCUCACACCCCCCCGACCUCCCCAGCAUAAACACGCACAUUUACACAAAGCAAGUCAUGGCGAACGAAAAUCCCAGUCUGUACACAGUAGCUCUGUACAUAGAUUCAGUUGUUAUGGAAGAUAUACUGAUGUCGCAUAGUUGGAACAGGACGGACAAUAAAUCUAUAUGAAUACAAACAUGAAA
Anguilla rostrata (American eel) is the source of this 3227-nucleotide messenger RNA. It is a transcript of the gene dnaja3a, whose product is annotated as DnaJ heat shock protein family (Hsp40) member A3a. The transcript has 12 exons. The record is from RefSeq and is a predicted model, not a curated record. Gene Ontology annotation, biological process: response to heat; protein folding; mitochondrion organization. Lineage: Eukaryota; Metazoa; Chordata; Actinopteri; Anguilliformes; Anguillidae. The coding region runs from base 43 to 1488 and encodes 481 amino acids. Gene Ontology annotation, molecular function: protein kinase binding; heat shock protein binding; ATP binding. Gene Ontology annotation, cellular component: mitochondrion.